This is a messenger RNA of Rhizophagus irregularis DAOM 181602=DAOM 197198, 2565 nucleotides long. RefSeq lists its product as uncharacterized. Gene Ontology annotation, biological process: Golgi organization; intracellular protein transport; intra-Golgi vesicle-mediated transport. The record is from RefSeq and is a predicted model, not a curated record. Lineage: Eukaryota; Fungi; Glomeromycota; Glomeromycetes; Glomerales; Glomeraceae. Gene Ontology annotation, cellular component: COG complex; cis-Golgi network; membrane.
AUGGCAACAACUAUAUCACAAUAUAAGGGAAUAACUCUAGAAGAAUGGGAAGCGAAAACUAAACUUACAGAAUUACAAAGGCAGAGCGUAUUAGAAUUACAAGAUGCUUGUGCAGAGUUACCUCUUCCCGAAGGAGUUUUAAGCGAUCUUGGACCAGGUUCUCCGCAACGUACAGCAUCACCUACACCGUCUUCCGUCAAAGAUAAUCUCAAACAAUCACCUUAUUCUCGCUUAAGUACUUCACCUUUACCCAAAUCACGAUCCACCACAAAUCUUCUAGCAGCCGAAUUUCAAGCAGAUGAAGCAGCUGCAACAUCAACACCUGAUGCAUCACUUGGGAUACCUCAACCAAUUGAAACUACACAACAAUUUUUUGAUUGGUUUGCCAGAAUGGAAGCUGAUAUGGAAAAAGAUCAAGAGGAUGUUUAUAGAAAUUUUUUAACUGUAGUUACAAUGUAUAGAGAAGCUUGUUCUAAAUUUUUGGAACAGAUUGAUACUACAGUAAAAUUGUUUAAUGAUUUAGAUAGUAAUUUUAAGUUUGUUGAGGAAAGAACGAAGGCUUUGCAAACUGCUUGUGAAAAAUUAUUGGAAGAACAGAAUAAUCUUACAUCAUUAGCAGAUGCGAUCACUGCAAAACUUUCUUAUUAUAAUGAACUGGAGUCUAUUACAAAAUUAUUUAAUUCCCCUGGAGAGAAUAUUUGUGAGCAGGAGGAAUUUGUAUCCGUACUGGCAAAGUUAGAUGAAUGUUUAGAAUAUAUGCAAACCAAUCUUAGAUAUAGGGAUUCUGAGCUUUAUCUUAUGAGGUUCAGGCAAUGUAUGACAAGGGGAAUGGCCAUAAUUAAAAUGUAUUCCAUUAGUACAAUUAAAGGUCUUGGAUUGGAAAUAGCAAAAAAGAACAAUCAGGUCGUGAAUUCAACAGUACAGACAGCUUUAUUUUAUGUAAAAUUUAAAGCCAUAGCGCCAAAAUUAAAAGAGUUGGUUAAUGAAAUUGAGAAAAGAUGUCCAGCACAUAGAGAAUAUUAUUCUUUAUUAAAUGAUUGUUAUAAUGCGUACUUUUCUGUACGACAGCAAUUACUUAUUCCUGUAAUUUACACGAAAAUCCAAGAAUUAGAACCUACUGGGCAAGAUAUAUUAUCAUUUGCUCGAAAUGGUUAUGCAUAUAUGUUAAAUCUUUGCUCAGAUGAAUAUUCGUUAUUUUACAAUUUUUUUUCAACGGGUGAAGAUGAUUUAUACGGGAAUUUAGAUUUAUUAUGUAGUUAUAUGUACGAUUAUUUAAGGCCCUGGAUUAUACAUGAGACUAAUAUCGAAACAUUAUCUGAAUUAUGCGCUAUACUUCAAGUGCACUUGAAUCAGGAUUCCGAAAAAAAUGGAGAAAAGGAGGGGCAAGGAUUGCAGUUUAGUUAUUUAAUUCGUAAUGUUCUUCAGGAUACACAACAGCGUCUUGUAUUUCGGGUACAAACUUUUAUUCGUAAUGAAAUACAAAAUUUUGUUCCACAACCAUCUGACUUGGAUUAUCCAAAUAAGUUAAAAGAGUUAGAAGAUUCAAAUGAACAAGCUGAAUCUGGGGAAAAUAAUCAAACAUCCUCGGAUAAUUACCCUACGGGAUCAUCUUCGCCAGCUAUUUUAGAAGUUCAACAAGACAAUGGAGAUGAAGAGGACGAUGAAUCUACAGUAUCACCACAAACUAAUGUUAUUGACACAGGAAAGAUGUAUAAAGGGUGGUUUCCUACGUUACAAAGAACAUUAUGGGUUCUUUCAAAGCUUUACCAAUGUGUUAAUACCACUAUUUUUGAUGAUAUAGCACAAGAUGUCGUAGAUCUGUGCUUGCAAUCUUUAUUAACUGCGAGUGAGCUUAUAUUUAAAGAGCGCAAACUUGACGGGCAGUUAUUUUUGAUUAAGCAUUUAUUGAUUCUUAAAGACCAAAUUGCAUCUUUUGAUACACAAUUUAUUCACGAAGAAAAAGAUUUGGAUUUUUCAGAAAUAACAAUCGCAUUAAGCGAAAUAUUGCAGAAUAAAUAUUCAAUAUUGAGUCCAAAUACUUUAUUAGGUUUGGCGCAAAAGGGUAUUCCAAAAAUAGUUGAAAGUAGAGUUGAUUCAAAACAGGAAGUUGAUAAAGAGUUAAAAAGGAUUUGUGAAGAAUUUAUUACAGAAAGUGUUCAAGAUGCUAUUGAACCAUUAUCUUCUUUUAUAUUGAAGGUAUCUGCAUUUAAAAUCAGAAGUAACCUUAAACCAAUACAUCAACAAACUUUAUUAAAGAAUCAAAAUUUUGCACAACCAGCAAAGAUUGUCGAAAUUUAUGAAACAUUUCAGAAUUCUGUUAAAGUACGACUUCAAUUUAUAAUUAAAAAGAUGUUGGAAUAUCUUGAAGAUCGUAAAACCGUAAAUAUUUUACUAAAACCAAUACAGCAUCAAAUCAUAGAUACAUAUCAAGCAUUUUAUGAUAUAUUACGACAAGAAGAAUACGAAUUUGAUGAAUUUCCCGAAUCAAUAGGAACUCUUGAAGAAGUUAAAGAAUGGGUGAAAAGUGAAUGGUUCUGGAAAGCAAUUGAAGAGACAAAUGAUUAA